This is a messenger RNA of Botrytis cinerea B05.10, 2455 nucleotides long. RefSeq names its product Bcgod2 (gene Bcgod2). The transcript is spliced from 4 exons. NCBI's taxonomy places the organism in Eukaryota, Fungi, Ascomycota, Leotiomycetes, Helotiales, Sclerotiniaceae. The record is from RefSeq and is a predicted model, not a curated record. Gene Ontology annotation, molecular function: flavin adenine dinucleotide binding; oxidoreductase activity, acting on CH-OH group of donors. The coding region runs from base 121 to 1911 and encodes 596 amino acids.
GAAAAAUAUAAAUAUGUGCUAUUGUUUUGUGAACUUUGCCAAAUCUCGAUUUCUAAUUGCAACUCAAGUCUUUCCCCUCCCAAAACACAAGAGACGAUUGACCGGAGCAAGUCGCCCGUCAUGCUCUUGUCUAAACAUUCUUCGGUCCAUUCCUUGGUAUUUCAAGUUAUAUUGGGAUACUUGUUUACAUCUUACAACACCAUUGCCUUUGCAUAUGAUUUUGUGAUAAUCGGCGGCGGAACCUCUGGUCUCGUGGUUGCCAACCGUCUAUCAGAAAUCCCCAACAUUACCAUCGCUGUAAUUGAGGCUGGCUUUUCGGUUCUUAACAAUGCAAAUGUCAGCAGUGUGGAUGGAUUCACAUUAGGUCUUAACACAGCAAUUGACUGGCAAUAUGCGACGACGAAUCAGACGUAUGCUGGUGGUAGAAUACUGGGUUGUAAUGCUGGAAAAGCAUUAGGGGGAACGAGCACGAUCAAUGGAAUGACAUACGUGCGCGCAGCAUCUCAACAAAUAGAUUCAUGGCAACUUGGACUUGGAAAUACCGGUUGGAAUUGGUCUACACUCUAUCCAUACUACAAGAAGAGCGAGAGUUUUACGAUUCCAACUCGACCUCAAACAGCAGCAGGCGCAUCUUAUAUUUCGGCGUUUCACGGACAAAAAGGACCACUUAAAGUUGGAUAUGCGUAUGAUCUUAACAACGGCACACUUUUCUCUCAAGUGGGGAGUGCGUGGGAAUCUCUCGGCGUGAAGAGAAGUCGGGAUGUAAAUGGCGGAAAUGUAACUGGAUACAUGGCGGGGCCGUCUACCCUGGACCGAGAGAAGAAUGUGAGAGAAGAUGCCGCGAGAGCUUAUUACUAUCCUGUGCAGGGUAGGCCAAACCUGCAUGUGUUUUUGAACACUACUGCCAGAAGAAUUGCUUGGGCCGGUAAUUCGGGAGCAACAUAUACGGCGGGUGGUGUAGAGGUCCUAAACUCUAACGGGGAAAUUGAGAUUAUUAAUGCGACAAAGGAGGUUAUUGUUUCUGCGGGAAGUUUGAGGUCCCCAGCGAUUCUGGAGCUUUCUGGUAUCGGGAAUCCAAUCAUCUUGCAAAAAUAUGGUAUAGCGACCAAGAUCAUUCUUCCCGGCGUAGGAGAAAAUCUUCAAGAUCAGCCUAACAACGCAUUUGCCUAUGAAAGCAACACCACGUACAAUGGAACAAUGCCAUAUGUAACAUAUGCUCCAUUAUCUUCUAUCCUCCCGAGUGUUCCAGCUGCGAACCUCAGUACUUGGGCAUCGUCAAUAUCUGCAGCAAUCAAUAGCUCCAUUUCACCUGGCGCCAUGAAUUACCUCUUAACCAUACAAAAUGAUCUCAUCAACCAAAAUGUCCCCGAUAUCGAGGUCAUCUUUGGGAACACAGUCAAUACCGGGUCUGGACCCGGUACAUAUCUCUUCACAGCCUUUUGGACCCUCUUACCAUUUUCCAGAGGGAAUGUGCAUAUUUCUUCUGCGGACCCCGCCGUAUAUCCAGCUAUUAAUCCGAAUUUCUUCCUUGUAGACUUUGAUCUGAAAGUCCAAGUCGCGAUUGCAAAAUGGACACGAAAAUUUUGGGCGGCCAAAGCAUUGGUGAAUGCAUUUACGGAAGUGUCACCAGGAUUUUCUGUGGUUCCUAAAGAUGCUACGGAUCUGCAAUGGGAAACUUGGAUCAAAUCAACAUUCAGUUCAAACAAUCAUCCUGUUGGCACGUGCUCUAUGCAGGGAAUAACGUCUGGCGGAGUCGUGGAUUCGAAUUUGAAGGUCUAUCGUACCAGUAAUGUGCGAGUAGUCGAUGCAUCCAUUCUGCCUCAUCAGCUUAGUGGACACUUGACAAGUACAUUGUAUGCUGUUGCAGAGAAGGCAAGCGAUAUCAUCAAGGAAAUGUACGGGUUCGCAUGAGAUCAAUCUGUAUUGGAGUACUAUACGUCGUGUAUUUACUUUGUAGACGAUGGAGAAAGGAUGAUGUGGUAAGAUGGUCAGACUUUACGACUUUACCCCGAGUUACUUUCAUUGGCUGGUUCGGGUAUCUUUUGUGUAUAAUAUCGAUAUGUCCGUCCUAAGAGUCCGGUAUUUACUUCCAGUCAAUCAGCAAUCCUUCAGAUCCGUUCAAGCUCCAGGAGCUGCUUUACUAUGUUCGGUGUGCCUGAUCGACUGCUCUGACUGGCACAACUACUCCAUAAGGCGUUUAAGCACAUAACCUUAUCCUGAUCACAGGCAGACUGACAUGGUAUUGAGCUAUUGUAGCAAAGUUCCCCAAUAUUUGCUUACCCCAAAACUCAAUCUCAAUCACAUUUUCGGUAGAAACUUGCCAGACAUGUCCACGCCUUUCCCCGUUUAGACCCCGUUAACCGGACGUGCGGCGUUGUGCAUCGUCGUGCAUAUCCUUGUGGAAAUUAAACUUUUGCAAUGACCAGCGGUUAAUUUUCUUUUUCUCCUUCUUAUA